This is a messenger RNA of Colias croceus (clouded yellow), 2772 nucleotides long. RefSeq names its product sodium-independent sulfate anion transporter-like. Bases 183 to 2423 code for a protein of 746 amino acids. Gene Ontology annotation, cellular component: membrane. The transcript is spliced from 13 exons. Gene Ontology annotation, molecular function: secondary active sulfate transmembrane transporter activity. The record is from RefSeq and is a predicted model, not a curated record. Gene Ontology annotation, biological process: transmembrane transport. NCBI's taxonomy places the organism in Eukaryota, Metazoa, Arthropoda, Insecta, Lepidoptera, Pieridae.
AGCGCACAGCCGUCCGCGUAAGACGCACGGAGUGACGCAACGCGAAAAAAAAAACAUUCCAUAUUUUAUCUGUGAUACUCGUAUUAUGUUCGACAUUUAAAAACAGAACGAAUAAUUUAAAACGCUUCCAUUCAUAAAAUGUCCCGCGCCUCCGCUUUCAAAACGGUAUUUUAAAAUCGAAAAUGACAAAAUACAAAUUGAACAACACGGUGCGGUCGUCUUCGGAAGUCACCCUGACGUCCUACAUGUCCGGGAGUAUGGAGGGGAAGAAGGAAAACGUUUAUCAGAUACAGAUGGACCCGGACAACAUUGGUUCGAACCAGACGUUAGACGCUAUAGACGGUAAAUGCAACGUGUGCCCUAGUUCCUGCGAUUACAACGGGAAGCUGGCUGCGUCCUUAGAGAAGUCCUGUAGCAGGUUCGGAUUGAAUGAAUUAAAAGUGGAGAAUUUAGAAGAGGUGUGUCUGUGUGAGAGGUACAAUGGUGGGUGUAAACUGUGUCCACGGUCCAGCCCGGCGCCAACUCUUACCAUCAACCUGGAAGGUGGUCAAAAGGAGUGUCUCUCGUGCCACGGAACAUCUUUAUAUCCUAAUACAAAUGGUUCCUACCCCGGCCCCGGUUACCCAAAGAAGAGUAGAUGGCGAGGCGACGUUGCGAAGCGAGCGAAAGCGUGCUGUUCCAAGAAGACUUUACUCCGAAGAAUACCCAUCCUGGCUUGGCUUCCAAACUACAAUGUGAGGCAUGGACUGGCAGAUGCCAUUGCAGGUCUGACUGUCGGUCUGACAGUGAUCCCGCAAGCGAUAGCCUACGCGAACGUAGCCGGUCUACCUCCGCAGUAUGGCCUAUACUCCUCCUUCAUGGCUUGCUUCGUGUACACGAUAUUCGGUUCUGUAAAGGACUCCGCUAUCGGACCCACGGCAAUAGCUGCUAUACUGACGAGAGAAAACCUACAUGGUCUGGGCCCGGAAUUCGCAGUGCUUCUGGCGUUUUUGUCUGGUUGCGUCGAACUUGUUAUGGGCAUUUUACAGUUGGGUUUUCUCAUCGACUUCAUAAGCGGUCCUGUGUCUGUGGGAUUCACGUCAGCAGCUGCCAUCAUAAUCGCGACCACGCAAGUCAAGGACAUCCUUGGCUUGAGCUUCCCAGGUGGCAAGUUCCUUCAGGUGUGGUCGGGUAUUUAUGAGCACAUCGGCGAGACGAGGCUGUGGGACUCGGUGCUGGGACUGUCCUGUAUUAUUGUGUUGCUUUUACUUAGGAAAGUAAAAGACAUCAAGUUCACCGACAGUUCAGACAGCGCGAGCGAGGUUGCCGGUAUCCCGGCGACGUUGCCGCAGAGCCGCGCGCGGGUCGGCGCGUCACAAGCUCUCUGGUUCCUCUCAACCACACGGAAUAUAUUGGUUGUGUUGGUGUGUUCUGGUCUCGCGUACUACUUCGAUACAAAGAACCAGACGCCGUUUAUGUUGACUGGUACAGUUAAACCAGGGUUGCCAGAAUUCUCUCCCCCACCGUUCUCAGCGACGGUCGGAAACCACACUUACACGUUUAUGGAGAUGACUUCUACGCUCGGUUCUGCCAUAUUUGUUGUGCCUUUGUUAUCUAUAUUGGAAAACAUCGCGCUGGCUAAAGUUUUCUCGGAAGGCAAACACGUGGACGCUACACAAGAGAUGAUAGCGCUCGGUGUGUGUAACAUCGUGUCCUCCGUGGUGGACUCCAUGCCGGUGUCGGGCGCGCUCUCCCGCGGCGCGGUGAACCACGCGUCGGGCGUCGCUACACCCGCGGGGGGGCUCUAUACUGGGGUGCUUGUGCUGUUGGCUUUACAAUAUUUUACUCCAUACUUCUACUACAUACCCAAAGCGUCGUUGGCGGCAGUGAUAAUAGCGGCUGUAGUGUUUAUGAUGGAGUUGCAUGUAUUCAAACCAAUUUGGCGAACUAAGAAAUUAGACAUAAUCCCCGCAGUAGUGACAUUCGCGACAUGUCUGUUGGUCCGUCUGGAGCUCGGGAUCGUGGCUGGUAUUGCUGUCAACUUGGUGUUCCUGCUGUAUGCGUCUGCCAGACCCUCUGUUAGGGUGUCUAGAGCUAUUUCAAGUGACGGCGUGCCGUACGUGCUGGCGACAGUGGACCGCGCGCUCGCGUUCCCGUCCGCGGAGUUCGUGCGGCGCGCGCUGCGCAAGGCGCCUGCCGACGCGCCGCUCGUGCUCGACGCGCACCACGUGCAGGCCGCCGACUUCACCGCGGCAAGGGGCAUAAAAUCCCUGAUCGACGACUUCCACGCUCGCGGGCAGACGCUAAUCUUCUACAACGUGAAGCCGUCCAUAGCGGAUGUGUUCCGCGGCGUGCGCCCGCGCGAGUUCCUGCACUGCUCACAUCGGGCGGAGUUGGACAGACUGCUGCUGAACAUCACUAGAGGGACGAAGCAGCCAUCUUGAAACCAACUUCGGAUACAUGUAUGGUGUUUCCUCAGAGAUGAGCGGACUUUGUUUCUAUUCAACUAUAUCGAAGUAUGAACAUAACACUAAGAAACAGGGUACAAAGAGAGAUUAAAUGUUUGUGAUAAUCGAUUAUUUAUACUUCCUAUCACAAUUUAUUGCUCUUUUUUAAAUUUAAAAAUUGUAAAAAAUAUCUUAUAAAUAUGAGUUAAAAUAUUUGUAAGUAAAUAAAAUUGUAUGUAAAACUACCUAUAUGUAAUAGAUAAUUUGAGUAGCGUGCUGUGUGAAGAGGCAUAAGAAUCUUUACAGUAUUAUCUUAUUGUUGAUGGAAUAAAGAUUUCUAAAGUUA